AUGGCACCUCAGAAGCCUACUGCUUCGAAAAAGGCCGCCGCUGCUGCACCGGCCGCCGCCGCUCCAGCAAAAGCCGCCGCCUCUGCUGAGAAGACGAAGGCACCGAAGCAGAAGCGUGCCCGCAACCUCGCCGCCCCAGGCCGACUGUACGUGAAGGGCAUCUUCACCGGGUACAAGCGCUCGCUGCGCAACCAGUACGAGAACACCGCGCUGCUGAAGCUGGAGGGCGUCAACAAGCGCCCCGAGGUGGACUUUUACCUGGGCAAGCGCGUCGCCUUCGUCUACAAGGCCAAGACGAAGAAGCCCGUGCCCCGUCGCGAGGGCAAGACCAGCAAGUUCCGCGUCAUCUGGGGCAAGGUCACCCGUCCGCACGGCAACUCCGGCGCCGUCCGGGCCAAUUACCUGGGCAAGCGCGUCGCCUUCGUCUACAAGGCCAAGACGAAGAAGCCCGUGCCCCGUCGCGAGGGCAAGACCAGCAAGUUCCGCGUCAUCUGGGGCAAGGUCACCCGUCCGCACGGCAACUCCGGCGCCGUCCGGGCCAAGUUCCACAAAAACCUGCCGUCGAAGGCGAUGGGCAGACGGGUGCGCAUCAUGCUCUACCCGAGUCGAAUCUAA
This is a messenger RNA of Rhagoletis zephyria (snowberry fruit fly), 615 nucleotides long. The record is from RefSeq and is a predicted model, not a curated record. Lineage: Eukaryota; Metazoa; Arthropoda; Insecta; Diptera; Tephritidae.